AAGUUUUGUUUUUCGUAGUCAGGUAGUCGCAGUUUUUGGGUUUGUUUCUUCUUCAAUUGUUACAAAGUUUAAUUUUUGUAAUUUUUCUGUAAGUGAAAAUGGAAAUGGAUAUAGAAGCAUCAAAUGAAGAUGAUAUCUGCGAGAAUAUUGGUUUAGGAUGUGCCUUGGAAAUGUUUAGUGAAUGGAAGGAAGUUUUGAAUAUGAUCAACACUUUGAAAUCGGCUUCGAGCUGUCAGGAUGUCAACAAAACAGAACAGGCUUAUGAAAAGUUCAAAUAUAUUUUAAAUCAAUAUAAAGAACAACCACAUUUAUUAGACCCAUACUUGGAUCAAAUGUUAGGUGAAAUUCUUGACCUGGUUAAAGAAACCAACACUUCAAUGGAGCUGAGACAUAGGUUAUUCAAGUAUUUGUUUGUGAUUGUAAAUGUGAGAGGUUAUAAAGUGGUUGUCAGGCAUCUUCCGCAUGAAGUUUCUGAUUUGGAAGUUGUGUUAUCGAUGCUCGAAUCUCAAAAUGAAAAAGAUACAUUGACUUGGGAAACCCGCUAUUGUCUUCUCUUAUGGCUCUCCAUUAUAGUGAUGAUUCCUUUCCAUAUGGCUCGGCUUGAUAGCGGCAAUCAGGAGAAAACUGUGAUGGACAGACUGUUGGAUGUUUGCAAAAAAUACUUGAUGGGAGGUGAUUCUUGUAGAAUGGCAAGUGCCUAUCUUUCUUCGAAGCUAUUGACAAGAUCUGACGUGAAAGAGGCUCAUCUGAAACCAUUCCUCGAUUGGGCUUGCAGUAGCCUGGUCAAUGAGCAAGGAAGCUGGAAGAGGUUUGGUCCAUUGUCAAGUCUUGCCGCCAUUUUGAAACAUGGCAAGAGAGAAGAUCUCCUGCCCUAUGCCACUCUACUCUUCACUAGGAUAAUUGACGCCAAGUGUCGUAAUGACAGCUAUAGACUUACUCGGAAAUACGCUAUGAAAAUCAUUCACCGAAUAGGACUGACCCUACUGAAACCACGCCUGGCCUCUUGGCGGUACAAACGUGGCUGCCGGCAGAUAGUGUUGAACCUGAACGCGGGCGAUGCACCGACCAAGAAGGAGCAGACCGCUGAUGAGACUACCAGCGACGAUGAGGAAGACUUUGAUGUGCCAGACGAGAUCGAGGAAAUAGUUGACGAACUCAUCCAGGGCUUGAGUGAUCCCGAUAUUACUAUCAGGUGGUCGGCAGCGAAAGGCAUCGGACGUAUAACGGCUCGCCUGAGUAAGACGUUUGGUGACGACAUCGUGGAGUCAGUGUUGGAACUGCUCACUCCUCGCAUGUCGGAUGCCGCUUGGCAUGGUGGCUGUCUCGCUUUGGCCGAACUUGGUAAGAGAGGUCUUCUGCUACCGUCCAGACUGCCCCAGGUUGUGCCUAGGGUUGUGAAUGCGCUGAACUACGAUGAGCCGAGAGGCUACCUGACGGUGGGAGCCCAUAUAAGGGACGCCGCUUGCUAUGUGUGCUGGGCGUUUGCCAGGGCCUACGAUACCGACGUUUUAAAGCCCUACGUCAACGAGAUUGCCAAAGCAAUGCUAAUUGUUGCUUGCUUUGAUCGGGAGAUCCACUGCAGGAGAGCUGCGUCGGCUGCCUUCCAAGAAAAUGUUGGACGACAGGGAUCGUUUCCACACGGCAUUGAUAUUCUCACGGAAGCUGACUAUUUUGCCGUCGGCCCACGGAGUAAUGCCUACCUCAAUGUCAGUUACUUCAUAUCCCAGUAUGAAGAGUACACUGUGGCAUUGAUUGAUCACCUAGUUCAGAAGAAACUAGAUCAUUGGGACAUAGCCAUCAGAGAACUCAGCAGUAAAGCAUUACAUAAGCUGACUGAUAAAGCUCCAGAAUACAUGUCGAAAACUGUGGUUUAUCAAUUGGUGGAGAAAACCAAUCAAAUUGAUUUGAAUGCCAGACAUGGAGCUGUCAUAGCUUUGGGAGAAGUCAUCCAUGCUCUAUCCAUUCUGAACAUUGCAGUAGAUGGCGUUAUUUUGGAAGCAGUAAAAAAUCUUAUAAAAGUUUACAACGACAGGAAUUUCUUUAUGGGAUUGAGUGGCGAACUGAUGAAGCUGGCUUUCUGUCACCUCAUUCAGAAGUGCUCGAUGGCGAAAAUUGAGUUCAAUGAGCCACUAGUCAUUGAGCAAUGGCGCAUGCUAUUGGACGAGUGCCUGUGCCACGAGGUGGCGAACGUUCGUGCGAAAGCGGUCGAGGCGCUGCCUGCUCUCUGUACGCAGUACUACCGGCGGCCGACAGAUGGCGCUGUCUGCAGGGAGCAGCAGAUGCAGAUGGUUGACAAGUACACCAAGCAGCUGGCGAACAGUGUGCAGGUCGUCAGGAUGGGCUAUGCGCUGGCCUUAGGUUCCCUGCCCGCGUUCAUGCUGAAGGGAUGUCUGAAGAGUGUGAUACUCGGCCUGGUGGAAUGCACCAAGAUCACAGAGCUGAGCGCCAAGUGGGCCGAGUCCAGGCGAGACGCCAUCAGAUCUCUCACUGAAAUAUGCAGUACCGUUGGAGUCGGUCCAGGAGAUGAGAACGAGUCUUGCAGACCUCUGGUGCGUAAUCUGAUGGAAUGCUUCUUGGAAGGAUUGGAGGAGUACACCUUGGAUAGCAGAGGAGAUGUAGGCUCUUGGGUUCGGGAAGCAUCCAUGACUGGUCUUAGCACAUUGGUGAACCUGUGUGUCAAGGAGGACGGUGCACUAUUAGAUGCAGACUUGAUUGAGAAAACUGUGAUUGGGAUAAGUCAGCAGGCUGUGGAGAGGAUAGACAAAAUGAGAGCUCAUGCCGCUAAGAUAUUCUGCUCUCUUCUCUACAGCGACCCAAAAGUGCCUCACAUUCCCGCCGAAACAGAGCUGAUGGCCAUUUUCGCAGAGAGUGUUUGUAAGAGCAGUGACAUCGACUGGAGCAGCAUGGCUGAGACAUUCCCGCGAUUUGUGCCACUCAUCAAUCUGCCCGCCUUCUCUUACAAUGUGAUGCUCGGGUUCAUCGCCAGUGUCGGAGGACUUACUGAAAGUUUGGUGAAACACUCGAGUGCCGCUCUGUUCAACCACCUGAAGACACAAACCAAGCCAGAACUGGAGCGAUUGGGCGAGGUGAUACUUGCAAUAUUCGAGAAGAACCAGCACAGCAAGCGACUUGGUCUGCCGAUUCUGGUGUUCCUCGACCGACUGUUCAGUUCGAUGGCGUACGCAUGCGUGGUGGCCGAUGCGCAGUCGUCCUUCGCCGCCGGCGUCUUCCAGCUCACCAAAGUGGAGAUCAGUCGCAAGCAGACGACCGCCAAGCUGUCUGCUAGCAUCGACGUCUUUUGCCAGCUUAUACAGGUCAGAGGCGACGUGGGCAAAAAGGCGUUGCGACAACUAGGCCUAUUUCUGAGCCACCAGAAGUUCAAGUGGCUUCGCCAGGCCACGGCCAGCAAACUCUACGAAGCGCUGACUAUGCUAGAAGGAGACAACGACAUCGACGACGAUGACCUUGAGAAGGUGAUGACCCUGUUGAGUGACACCGAGUGGUCGACCAAGACUGACGAUGAACUGCGCGAGGCUCGAACCGCGUUCUAUGCGCUUGUCGGAGUCAACUCCACUACCGCAACGAAAACUUAGCUGUGAUUCAAGUUCAUUCAAGCUUUUUCUAAGUUUAUCUCUUAGGUCCGUUUGCACAGUUUAAACUAAAUUUCAUUUCAAACUGGAUUAAAUCCGUAUCAAGUAUCGUUUGUUAUAAUGUGUUUCAUUUUGAGUUUAAGCCAACAGCUGAUUAAAUCGGGUUUAAGCUCUGACUGUACAAACGGCCCUUAGAGGUAUACACUUGUCUACCAUCAUUGUGUUAUCGAUGUUCUAUUUUUUAUUCUUCUGUUCACUUAUUAAGUGACAGAUAAAUAAUUGUAAUAUACAAAUCAAAUUUUAUUCUCUUCAAGAAACAGUUUAUAAAAUAAUGCAAAACUACAAUAAUAAUAAUAAUACAAUACUCAUUAUGAUCGAGAGAGAAUUAGGCUGAGGCCAAAACUGUCUCUCUCCCAAAUUUUGAUCAAUAAAUUAAUGUUUCCAAAAUAAUACGGAUAUGAUAUUGAUACGGUUUUUGUUAAUUAAUGAAUCGAUAAUAAACGUGCUAAUCGACAGGGGCGUAACAAUUUGCAUGUGAUUAUGAAUGGCUUGAAUGCACAGUCAAGCAGGAGACAGGAUAUUCAUGUUGACUCCAAGUUGCACUCCCGAAGCAGCUUAGAUCGGUGAUAAUCAUCAGUCAGCUGUCACUGUGCGAUCCAGCAGAUUUAAUUUUGUUAAAAAUUAAAACUUGUUUGUUUAAUAUUUGUUAAAAACUAAUUUUGUUUAAAAUAUGAAUCUAAAUGAUCAAGACACAAGUACGUAGACCAAAUUGUAUACAUCUUUUAACACUAUCGUACCCAACAUAAAUCACACCCAAACGGACUUUCAGGUACUGCUUCAAUUAUUGUCACAAUCAUUAUUCAUCAUUAUUGUCACAUAUAAUGCAUAUUUUGUGCCACUUGGGCCAUUUGAACAGUAAAAGCUUACUAAUAUCUUGUUAUAAUAAUAACAACUUGUUAUAUAAUAACAACUGCUUUUUAGGCAGCCGGGACCGACGGCUUAAGGCUUUGCAAAGGCUAAAAAUAAACUUUCUACUGGUGAUAUUUUUCAAAGUUUUUCGAUUAGUAUAUCAUCAAGCUAUCAAAAUGAAAAA
Nilaparvata lugens (brown planthopper) is the source of this 4683-nucleotide messenger RNA. RefSeq names its product tubulin-specific chaperone D (gene TBCD). The transcript is spliced from 18 exons. The record is from RefSeq and is a predicted model, not a curated record. Gene Ontology annotation, biological process: microtubule cytoskeleton organization; post-chaperonin tubulin folding pathway; tubulin complex assembly. Gene Ontology annotation, cellular component: lateral plasma membrane. Gene Ontology annotation, molecular function: GTPase activator activity; beta-tubulin binding. Bases 99 to 3593 code for a protein of 1164 amino acids. NCBI's taxonomy places the organism in Eukaryota, Metazoa, Arthropoda, Insecta, Hemiptera, Delphacidae.